Molecule: messenger RNA, 1998 nt
Organism: Fonsecaea nubica
Lineage: Eukaryota; Fungi; Ascomycota; Eurotiomycetes; Chaetothyriales; Herpotrichiellaceae
Exons: 1
Coding region: 1-1998 (665 amino acids)
Biological process (GO): amino acid transmembrane transport
Cellular component (GO): vacuolar membrane
Molecular function (GO): amino acid transmembrane transporter activity
Source: RefSeq, a predicted model, not a curated record
AUGAGCUCGAAACCUAGACAGGCUCCCACAAGUUGGGAUGCAUACGAGCGUGGUCGUGCGUCGUCCUUCGGUUCCCUCGAGUCUGUGCCCGAAGACGAGCAGCAGAACAAUCUCUCCUCGUCUACCCCAGCAGCACACCGUUUCCCAUCGGAGAGCCAAGAGCAUGGAGGAUUGCGACGCAGAUCAUCGUUUGGCAAGAGAAUUGACCAGUUCAUGCAGAUGGGUGGUCCCAAUAGUAUCGACAAUUUUGCAAAGUCGUUCCAAAGAGCUGCAGGGUUUCGUGAGAUCACACCGGUGCGGAGGAACUCGAUCAGCUUCUCGGAAGCCGAUCAAGAGGCAGCUCCAGGUGCUCCUGAACAGAGUACGGCGGCGACCAAUAGGUCACUUCUGAGACAGCAGCUGCAAGAAUAUGAUUUUGGUGCCGAAAACGAAUCAGCCCUACAGGAUGAACGGACGCCAGGCCAUCAAGAGCCGACAGAAGAGUCUGCUCUCUUGCCUACUGAAAGCAGGCAAACCCUCAAAUCCACGACAGGCUCUCUCGUCCCGGGCUCAUUACUGCCGAAUGAGCUGGGCACAAGCUAUGGAAGUAUCUCUUCCAAGUUGACAGCUACUGCUCGGCAACGAGCGACCAUCCUUAUAAUGGAGCAGGAAGAAGCCAGCAGGAGAGCACUGCAGGAGCCAGAAGCAUUGAAGGAAGAACCUCAACGACAUAUUGAACGGGAAGUCCUUCCCGAUGGUGAAGUCAUGGAGCGAAUAGUCGGCGAGUCAACCGUUCCUAUGACCGUCUUCAACUCCACGAAUGUGUUGAUUGGAGUUGGCAUCCUGGCCCUGCCACUGGGUAUCAGAUACUCCGGAUGGGUGAUCGGUCUCUCCUUCUUGACUCUUGCUGCCAUCGGCACCUCAUACACCGCUAGAUUGUUGGCAAAGUGCUUGGAUUCAAACACGGGCUCAACCACGUACGGAGACAUCGCUUACUUGGCGUUUGAUACUUGGGGCAGACACUUUGUUGAGGCCUUGUUCAUCUUGGAGCUGACGGCUGCAAAUGUCGCCCUGAUUAUUCUGUUUGCGGACAGUAUGAACUCUCUGAUCCCUACUGUCUCCGUGAUCGAGUGGAAGGUCAUUAUUGCUGUUGCUCUCAUACCGUUGAAUUUUGUUCCUUUCAGAACCCUGAGUGUCACCAGUGUCAUUGGCAUCUUCUGCUGUCUCGGCAUCAUCAUUAUUGUCUUUGCAGAUGGCCUCAUCAAGCCCAAUGCCCCUGGUUCUUUGAGGGACGUGGCUCAAACCUGGGCGUUCCCCGAAGACUGGAGGACUGUUCCGCUCAGCCUGGGUCUGUUCAUGGCACCGUGGGGUGGUCAUAGCGUCUUCCCGGCCAUAUACAAGGACAUGCGACAUCCACAUAAAUACGGACGAGCUUUGAAGUAUACCUACUUCUUCACCUACGGUCUUGACCUGUCUAUGGCUGUGCUGGGAUAUCUCAUGUUCGGCGACAAGGUACGCGAUGAAGUGACCUCUAACAUCCUCCGUUCGACCGCCUACCCUCACGCCCUAUCCGUCAUCAUCGUCAUUCUUAUCGCCAUCAUUCCUAUCACCAAGAUUCCACUUUCGAACCGGCCCGUGAUGGAUACGCUUAACAAAAAGUUCUACAUCGACCUCCGCCAGAUGGAUCCCAAGGCACGCGCAUACAGUGAGCGGUCGCUGAAACAUCGCGCCGCGCGAGGCCUCAUUGGUAUAUUGGCCAACAUCAUCCAACUUGGCAUUGCCAUUGGUUUUCCCGAUUUUGACAGCAUCAUGGCUCUUAUGGGGUCGGCUUUGUGUUUUACCAUCUGCAUCAUCCUGCCCGUCAGCUUUUAUCUGGUCAUUUUCAGCUCCGAGGGCAAGGAGAUUGGAUUGGCCGAGAAGAUCCUCGACUGGAUCUUGUUGGUGGUUUGUAUCACCCUAGCGGUGUUGGGGACUGUAUUUGCUAUUUUGCCCAAGCACAAGAUUGGGGCUUCGGUUUGA